GCAAGUGCGUGUGUGCGCUGGCAUGGAGGCAGAGGAGGAGGAGUCCGAGGAGACAGUCGAAUCCCUGGAGGCCAAGCUUGAAGAAUUCAGGGCCAUCCCCAGGUAUAACAUUUCUGAUGAUUUAAAGGUUGGCUUUUUCACCACAGACCAUGCCACCCAAACAGACCACACUGAAAUUUUGCCAGUAAAGGAGUUGAGUUCAUCUACACGGAAGUUACUGCAGAUGGUCGAAUCCAUCCAGCUGGAUUUUGGGUUCCUCAAACAGCUGCUGCAGUUGAAGUUUGAGGACCAGCUAAAGGAGCAGUCUUUAAAUCUCUUCAGCGUUCUCUACGAUCGGAUCCUGGAAAUCGAAAAGCACCACCAACAGAAUGAGGAGAACCUGAGAAAAUGCUUCCGCCAGCAGCUGGCCGAUGCCAUCGCCGUCAUCAGGGGCUCCUACAAGCAUUUCUUCGACGUAGAUGAAGAGAAGGCUGCUUUGCAAGAUGUGGCCAGUGUCAAGAUCGGCGUUUUGCUGAGAAAAUUAAAAGAAAGGGAAGAACUGAUCAAAGAGUUAAAAGAAGAACUAGACCAAAAUGAGGAAUACGGGUUCAAAAAAGUGGACUCCUUCGCCAUAAAGACCAGCUCUACCAAAUCAAACGUCGACAAGGAGGUCCUGGAGUACAAGCUGGAGAAUGAGCGCUUGCUGCAGGUCAUUGCGGAACUCGAAGAAGAGUUGCAGAUGAACCUCAAAGAAAAUGCGGAUUUAGAAGCUGAAUAUCUAAGUCUGAAAGAGAACUCAGAAAAGGAUCAGAAAACCAUUCAAAAGCUAAUUGAUGGCAGAGCGAGAUUAAAAUAUGAGCUCGACUGCGAAAAGGCAUUGGUUCAAGAAAUGAUUAACAAGCAGAGAGAAGACAUAGAGAGGAGAAAACCAGAGAGCCUGGCCUUCAAGAGCAUGCGAUCGGUUAAGGGGAAAGAAACCACUUCUCUCCUGCGGGAGAAAGAGACCUUCAUAUCCGUGUUCCCGCCCUCCUCCUCCUCCCCUGCCUCUGCUGUCGCUGCUGCUGCUGCUGUCGCUGCCGCCGCCGCUGCCACCUCAACCGUCGCCUCCUCCAGAGGAUCAAGCCAGGCUCACUCCGUCUCCUUCAGCGAAUCAGUGAAGAAGAAGAAAACCAAGUCUGCCAAGAGAUUGUCCAAGGAGGGCCGGCGCUCCGUGUCCAGAAGUAUAACACCUGUUUCACAAGAAGAAAGGAAGGUGAAACUGUCGUGGACAAAGGAUGACGAGAGAAAAAUGCUGUAUAUGCAGAUAGAGGCCCUGCAGGCAACGCUGGAGUCAGAGACCAAGAAGUUAGAAAGAUACAAGAAGGAGGCAGAGCAGAUCAACAAAAACUGGGAGAAGAAGUUCUUCAUCCUCAGGAACAGCUACCACGUGCUCAAGGACGAGAUGUUCAUGAGACACACGCUGUUCCGUCAGUUUGCGGUGCUGACUGACACGUCCUUCAAUUACAUCAAAGCGAAGCCUCUGUAUGUCCAGUCCAAGACGAAUCUGGUGGACAUCACGCCCACCUCCAGUGACCACCGCCUGCCCUCGAUAGAUGUGGCAUGCCUGGACAUGGAGGAACGGAUGUCCUUCCCUCGGCAUUCCAAAGAAAUCCUCAGAGCCCCCACCUCUCCACCCAACAUGGGCAAAGGGAGCAUCUGGAUGUUUGCUUGGAAGAAUUCUAAUUUGAACAAGAAAAGUUAACCUUGGGCAAGCUUC
Messenger RNA from Ochotona princeps (American pika), 1735 nucleotides. RefSeq names its product chromosome 10 C10orf67 homolog (gene C10H10orf67). The record is from RefSeq and is a predicted model, not a curated record. The coding region runs from base 23 to 1720 and encodes 565 amino acids. The transcript has 17 exons. NCBI's taxonomy places the organism in Eukaryota, Metazoa, Chordata, Mammalia, Lagomorpha, Ochotonidae.